Molecule: messenger RNA, 3529 nt
Organism: Doryrhamphus excisus (bluestripe pipefish)
Lineage: Eukaryota; Metazoa; Chordata; Actinopteri; Syngnathiformes; Syngnathidae
Source: RefSeq, a predicted model, not a curated record
UGGGAGAAAUCCCAGGGCUCAUGAACGCAACACCACGGGUGGUUGGCGAGACAAGAUGGAGGAGUCCAACGCCACACCGAAACAAGCCACGGAAAACCUCGACGACCCUCCCAACAGCCGCCUGUUUCUGGUCACCAGCCGCGCCGUCACCGAAGAUGAGCUCAGGGAGAGUUUCUGCGUGUUCGGGGACAUCCAGGGAGUGUGGGUCGUGAAAGAUAAACAGACAAAAGAGUCCAAAGGCAUUUGCUAUGUGAAGUUUGCCAAAUCGUCUCAGGCCUGUCUGGCCAUGGAGGAAAUGCACGGCAAAGUCCUGGUGGACGGAACCAAACCUAUCAAGGUGUUUAUCGCCCAGUCGCGGUCGUCCACCAGCCACAGGGACGUGGAGGAUGAGGAGCUGACCAGGAUCUUUGUCAUGAUCCCCAAAACGUUCUCCGAGGAAGACCUGAAAAAGACAUUUAAGGAGUAUGGAGACAUUGAAUAUUGCGUCAUCAUCAAGAACAAGAUGACAGGAGAGAGUAAAGGUUUGGGCUAUGUGAGAUACCACAAACCCUCCCAAGCGGCCCUGGCCAUAGAGAACUGUGACAAAGCUUACAGAGCCAUCCUGGCGGAACCUCGCAACAAAGCCUCUGCCACAGAAGACAACAUCAGCAUGAUGGCCAGGAGCGACUACUGUGCCGACUCCACUAAUCCUUACUCCUUCCCCAUGGGCUCAGCAGAACCACCCAGCUACGCGGUGAUGGACCGAUCUACCGGUCAUGGCCGCAUCGGCGACGUCUCCCACUGCCUCAUGAUGUCCACACGAGCCGCGCUGACGCAGGAGCAGAUUUUUGCACUGUUUGAUAUCAUUCCCGGGAUGGAAUACUGCGAGCUGCAGCGUGACGCUUACGGGAUGACCAAAGGUCAGGCUCUGAUUCGCUACAGCAACCUCGGCUCGGCCGUGUACGCCAAAGAAAAACUCAGUGGAUUUGAGUACCCACCAGGGAACAGACUCUUGGUCACUUUUGUGGACGAUGGAGAAGAUCGAAGCAGCCCAGUAGGUCGCAUGGCCAUGCAGUUUGUCUCCACCCAGGUGAUGUCAGCUGUGUGGAACGGACCCUCCAGCAGUCAAUCAAUGAAACCUCCCGGGUUCCCUGCACCCCCGGCGGUGUCCCGCAUUCAGACCGAUGUCAGUCUGCCGGCCCCGAAGAAGCUCGCACCGCCCGACAGCAAAUCCAAGGAGCGCUUGUUUGUCGUCUUCAACCCCUCCCCCUUGCCGCUGGACGUGCUGGAGGACGUUUUCUGCCGCUUUGGGUCUCUGAUUGAAAUCCACUUGGUCCCGGGGAGGAAGGUUGGAUACAUCAAGUAUGCAGAGAAGCAGUGUGCGGACCACGCCAUGGCGGUGCUGCACGGUCAGUUCAUCAACGGCGUGAAGAUGAAGGUGAUGCUCGCCGAUCCUCCCAGAGAGGAGUCGCACAAAAGGCUUCGCACCUACUAGGACGUGAUGACACGACGGGUAGGUGUUUUGCCGCGGUAAGAAAGGUCAUGUGUAGAGCCAAAAGCAUCCGCCAUUCCAUUCAGCCUUUUUUUAUUGCAAGAUUCAAAUGAGUAAAAUAUGACUCAGCAUUGCUAUUGUUGACUCAGCACGUGCUUGCUGUACAGCCGCCGCGUGUUUAUACAGCGUAUCAUCUAGCUAGCAUAGAAGCCAACAUGCUGGACAUUGAACAAGAAGACAUGAAGCCAUGACAGUAGAUGAGGCAUGCGGGUCGGUGGCUUAACAGCUUGGCUUUUUGCUCAAUGGCUAGCGCUGCUCUAGUGGGAUGUGUGCUCCCGGUUUCUGGGCCUGAGUGAGGUUUGUUGGCGGUAGGGGUGUAACGCUGUCGCUGCGUGAUGCUAUGUUAACCCUGUAGGCGCUUUCAUGAAAAUAAUUAACUUUUCCUCGGCCGCACGGUGGGUUAGUGGUUAGCAUGUAGGCCACACACUGUGUUGGAAUCUCGGCUUGAGCAUCCCCGUUUGCGUGUGGCUUUUCUCCGGGUACUCCGCUUUCCUCCCACAUUCCAAAAACAUGCUAGGUUAAUUAGCGACUCCAAAUUGUCCAUAGGUAUGAAUGUGAGUGUGAAUGGUUGUUUGUCUAUAUGUGCCCUGUGAUUGGCUGGCUAGCCACCAGUCCGGGGUGUGCCCCGCCUCUCGCCCGAAGACAGCUGGGAUAGGCUCCAGCACCCCCCCGCGACCCUCGUGAGGAAAAGCGGUAGAAAAUGAAUGAAUGAGUUUCUGGAAUGAUUAGAGCCCUCAAGACAUUAAAUAACACCCCUAUAGUCACGCUUUAGCAGUUCUUUGUCGUAUUAGGCUAUAUAGAAGACAGAAUAAGAAUGAAUAAGACUUCUAUAAAACUCCUGCUGGAACAGUGUCACUCUGAAUGCCUUCCCCCGGGGAACCUGGGGCGGGCUCUCAAGCAAAGACAGCUGGGAUAGGCUGGAUGGAUGGAUGGAUGUUACUGUUCCUAAGGCUGUGGCUUGAAGGAAAGUCAGCGCUAUCAUGUACAUUUGUAUGUCAUGAGCAGCCAUGACCAGUAUCCGGCAUACCCAAUAGAUUCAUCAAUACACUCUUCCUCAUCUCCAAAGCAGCAGCAUCAUCACCACUCUAUUAGAGUGGUGAUGAUGACUGCUGCUCCAUUAGCGGAGUUUACCACUUCCUGUGCUAAGUGCACCGUACAUCUCACCUACGGUAUUUCCCCAAGCGCUUUUUUAGAAGGAUAUGUAGCGCUAAUAGAAAGUAAAAUGACGCUGAGAUCUAGUGAGCUGUGAGUAGUCAUUUCCCUAACAAUAUUCGUUCAAAAGAGUAAUACAUUUGCAUCAUAAAAAGAGCUGGAAAAAAAUCCAACCUUAGGAAUGCUUGACUUUCUUUCCCGUGACAUCACUGCGUUGUACAUUGGCGUGUGUGUGUUCCACAGCAGAUGGACCGCCGCCAUGCCAACAACAUGCAUGUCAACACCGUGGAACACACCCACAAUGGGCGCGCAGUGAUCAAUAUUUGACAAUACCGUUUUUUUCUCUUUGAACUUCAGCAUCACACGUUUCUAUUUCACAUAUUUCCACUCUCCUUUAAAAAACAAAAAAACAAAAACAUACAUCAUCCACCCCAUCUCACCCAUGCAUGAUCACUGUAGGCGGCAUCCCCACUGAUUGACUGACCCCCCCUUGGCACAUGACCCGUGAGUGUGUGUGUGUAACACUGCAGCUUCUCGUUUCCCAGGCGACUGUUGUCAUGACAAAACGACACGUUGACCUGACCAACCAACCGACCUACCGACCGACAGACAAACACGGAGACCCGCUCUCGGACCCACCUGUUGACAUGACCUUGACACCUGUCUGACCUUGCUUGUAACGUGUGCAGCUCCUGUCAUUUGAGUUCUUAUUUAAUUUUUUAUGACCCCCCACCCCCAUCAUUCAAAAGAAAUUCCUCAAGUUCAGGCUUGUUUUUUGUUUUUUUUUAACCCAAGUGUACACACAGGCAUAUAAGUAGAAAUAAAAGUUGAAGCGAUGUUCUUUCA